ACGCAUCCCGCAAAUCGUCUCCGAAACAACUUCCCCGCAUCUCCGUGGAUAGUGCAUCUAGCGGCGCUUCUAAAACAAAAAUACACCCAACCGCCACAACGCCUCGUCCGGAUAAUGUGGCUGGACCGGAGGUAGAUGUAAGGUCCGUGACGCGGCCAAAAUGAGGUAACGCGUCACGACAGCAGACGACGUGUCGUUGCAUCUCAGCUUCAAACCUCUUCUCCUGGUUACUUCCUUCGCAAGCGUAUGUAUCGAGCUUUCAGGGAAUUAAACCAGCAUGGAACAUCAAUUAGACAUUGUCGUUGUUGGCGCUGGGCUUUCAGGUCUCGCAGCAUCGAUUCAAUGCGCUCUCUCUGGUCACUUGGUGAUGGUGUUGGAAAGCGCAAGAGAACUCGCUGAAAUAGGGGCUGGUCUCCAGCUCACACCCAACGCUACCCGGCUCCUCCAGCAGUGGGGCGUAUAUGACACUGUCAAGGAUCAAGUCUGCGAACCAGCGACUCUCACAGUGCUCAAUUACCAAGGUAAAGUGCUUGCGCAGGAAGACGGGUUUGAUAACAACAUCCGACGCAAGUAUGGGGCGCCGUUCUCAGACUGUCAUCGUGUAGACCUACAGCAGGCGCUUGUGAAAAGGGCGAAGGAGCUAGGUGUGAGGGUGAUACUGAGCGCAAAGGUCACUAGUAUCGACGUCGGUAAUGCACCUGGAAGCCAGGCCGAGGUUGCUAUUGAAGGGGGCAACAUCUAUGAUGCAGAUCUUGUCGUCGGCGCAGAUGGGCUGUGGUCAACAUGCCGCUCGUCAUUCCUCGGCCGUAGGGACCCUCCGCUUCCCACCGGCGAUCUUGCCUACCGCAUUGUCCUCAACAUCAAUCAAAUCAAGGACCCUAAGCUGCGAGGCAUGGUGCAAAAUCCCGCGUGUCGAUUCUGGGCAGGCCCGGAUGCACACGUUGUAGCAUACAGUAUGCGCAGCGGAAACAUGUACAAUGUCGUUCUUCUCGUGCCGGAUGAUCUUGAGGAGGGAGUCGCUAGGACCGCUGGUGACUUGGACGAGAUGAGAAAGUUGUUUGAAGGAUGGGAUCCAGUGUUGACCCAGCUUCUGGAAUGUGUGGACAGAGUGGAUAAAUGGAAAUUGAUGCAUCGCAAGGAGAUGGAGUCGUGGGUCAAUCCACACAGUAACUUGGUGCUGAUUGGCGACUCAUGUCAUCCGAUGUUGCCGUAUCUUGCACAGGGCGCAAAUUCCUCGAUUGAAGAUGGCGCGGUCCUAGGUCUGCUCCUAGCGCCGGAGAACUUUACGUCAAAGGAACAACUACCAGAGACGCUACAGCUCUUUCAGCAACUGCGGAAAGCAAGAGGUGAAGCCAUAGCACGGGAAACAUUCAAGCAGAGGAAAGACUUUCACAUGCGCAAUGGUCCCGAGCAGGAAAAGCGAGAUGAGUUGAUGCUAGGACAGUUGGGCAAAGAGCUAGAUGGGGCGUUUCCGAGUCGGUGGACGUGUCCCGAGGUGCAGCCUUGGCUGUAUGGAUACGAUGCAGUGAAGGAAGUUCAGGCGGCCGUGAAGAGCACGAAAACGUGAAGCCUUGAAACACCGUUGUGGGGUUGUGGCAGAGAAAGCGUGGUCGCAUUGGAACCAUGCUGCGGGACGUUGGGAAGAACCGAGCAGCAGCCUCGGACGUUUCUUCGGAAUAAGAUAGACUAUUGGACACAUCAAGGAAACUAUUUGGC
Molecule: messenger RNA, 1716 nt
Organism: Cucurbitaria berberidis CBS 394.84
Lineage: Eukaryota; Fungi; Ascomycota; Dothideomycetes; Pleosporales; Cucurbitariaceae
Product: FAD binding domain-containing protein
Exons: 3
Coding region: 278-1567 (429 amino acids)
Biological process (GO): secondary metabolite biosynthetic process
Molecular function (GO): monooxygenase activity; FAD binding
Source: RefSeq, a predicted model, not a curated record